AUGAAUGAUCCUAAUUAUAAGUAUUCCUUUCAGAAGCAUAAUACUGAGGAACAUGAAACCAACACUCAACAUGAUGGAUUGCUUUUUUUCAAUUAUCAAGAAUUCUUGAUUAAUAACUAUAAGCCACUCUACUCGAGUAAUAUUGAGAAAAAGCCUCUUCUAAUCAAUCAUUUUCCUAAUGUUUAUGUCCAUCAAGGUUCAGCAAAGUUUAAACAAACCAGAAUAAUACGAGUGCCAAGAGUAUAUGAUAAAGUCAAACAUUCAGACUUAAUCCCCCAAUUUUCUGAAUUCAUCCCAGGUCAUGAACCUGCGGCAUUGAAUGAUGGAACAGAUUCAUUUGAUCCAAAGGGGUCCUUCGAUGGUAAUGUGUUUGGUUACACUUCUCAAACAGCAUUGGUACCGGAUCUAUUAUCGCAAGAAGACUUCGUUAAAAUUGUCCGAGAAGUCAAUUCUUUCUUGUUUGUUGCUUCUGAUCCCCACAAUAUUCACAAUUUAAUCGAAAAUAUACUCAAUUUGUUCACAGCUAAUUUAUUCUCCAUGAUUGUUAACAAGUAUAUUUUCGAAGGUUACAGGAGGAGGAUGCUACGGGAAUUAGAAGAAUAUAUUGACAAAGUAAACGAAGGCUUUAAAAGAGCUCAGAAAGACUUAAGAGUAAUUUCACCCAAAAGAAGUGGGUUUUUAUCAGUAAGUAUAUUUUAA
Priceomyces carsonii is the source of this 699-nucleotide messenger RNA. RefSeq lists its product as uncharacterized. Gene Ontology annotation, cellular component: endoplasmic reticulum palmitoyltransferase complex. Gene Ontology annotation, biological process: peptidyl-L-cysteine S-palmitoylation; protein targeting to membrane. The coding region runs from base 1 to 699 and encodes 232 amino acids. The record is from RefSeq and is a predicted model, not a curated record. Lineage: Eukaryota; Fungi; Ascomycota; Pichiomycetes; Serinales; Debaryomycetaceae. The transcript has a single exon.